AUGGAGAUUGAGAUCACGCUCAAAGAAACUAUUAAGCCAUCCUCUCCUACACCACCUGACAAAAGAAUUCUCAAGCUUUCUCUUUCGGACCAGUUCACUCCUGUGACUUACACAUCCCUUGUUUUUUUCUACCCCGCCGCAAGUGGAGACCAAGAUGAUCAUCACUACGUAACGGUGGCAGAAAGAACCCAGCAGCUUAAGAAAUCUUUAUCAGAAGCCUUGACUCACUUCUACCCACUUGCAGGCAGGCUCAAAGAUAAUGUCUCCAUAGAAUGUGAGGACCAAGGAGCAGAAUACAUUGAAGCAAGGAUCAAGUGUCUUCUCUCAGAUUUUCUUGUGAAGCCCGACGCAGUGUUGCUGAAAAAUCUCCUGCCUGCUGCUAUAGAAUCAACUGAAGCCGCCACUGGAAGCCAGUUGCUUGUCCAAGCCAAUAUCUUUGAUUGUGGGGGCCUGGCAAUUGGUGUUUGUGUUACGCAUAAGAUUGCUGAUGCAGCCACGUUGUCUACGUUCAUCAAGUGCUGGGGCGGGACGGCUCUUAAAUCCAAAGAUGUAGUGAUUCCAGCAUUCAUGGGUGAUUGUAUUUUCCCGCAGAUGGAUUUGUCAUUCUUGAAACCCACCUCCCUCGAGCUGAUUCAGAGAGAGUGUGUUAUGAAAAGGUUUGUGUUUGAUGGUUCUAAGAUUGGAAUGCUCAAAGCAAAAGCUGCAAGUGAAAAGGUUCCUGAGCCAACCCGGGUGGAAGCUGUGUCUGCCCUGAUUUGGAAAUGUGCAAUUUCAGCUUCAAGAUCGAGCCUGGGAUUGGAAAGAAAGUCUCUGUGGUCUCUCAGCGUCAAUAUGCGCAAAAGGCUUACCCCGCAAUUGCCUGAGAAUUCUGCAGGCAAUUGCGUUGGCUCCAUCUUAUCGCGUGUGGAGGAGGAUGCUGAUGGGGUAGAAUUGGGAGAUUUGGUGGGUCUAAUACGAAAAGGGAACCAAGAAUUUGGUGAGAAUUACGCGAAAAAGAUUCAAGGGGAGGGGGCUCAGCUAGUAAUGAUUGGGUUUGCGAGAGAAUUUGGAGAGAUGGCCAUGAGUAAUGACAUAGACUUUUACCUCUGCACCAGCUGGUGUAGAUUUGAACUAUACGAAGCUGCUGAUUUUGGAUGGGGGAAGCCAACCUGGUUGAGUUUUGCCAGUACAGCAAUAAAGAAUGCGGUGGUGUUGAUUGAUACCAAGGAUGGUGCUGGAAUAGAGGCAUGGUUAACGUUGAGCAAAGAGGACAUGGCCUUGUUUGAAUCUAACCAAGAGCUCCUAGAAUUUGCAGCAGUAAAUCCUAGGGUAUCCCUCAGCUAA
This is a messenger RNA of Turnera subulata, 1323 nucleotides long. The record is from the annotation of a GenBank genome assembly. NCBI's taxonomy places the organism in Eukaryota, Viridiplantae, Streptophyta, Magnoliopsida, Malpighiales, Passifloraceae.